Molecule: messenger RNA, 6064 nt
Organism: Pantherophis guttatus
Lineage: Eukaryota; Metazoa; Chordata; Lepidosauria; Squamata; Colubridae
Gene: USP42
Product: ubiquitin specific peptidase 42
Biological process (GO): regulation of apoptotic process; protein deubiquitination
Cellular component (GO): cytosol; nucleus
Molecular function (GO): cysteine-type deubiquitinase activity
Source: RefSeq, a predicted model, not a curated record
GGGCUUUGCAGGGCAGCCCGGGGGAAGAGCGGGAUCCCCUCUGGCCGGCCGCUGACCUCCCUCCCUCCUAACACCACCACCCCCCCCACUCGCUUACCUGCCGCAGCGAACAAUGAGCGCACCUGGAGGGCGGAUUUGGGGUUGGGGGUGAUGAUUCUGCCUCGGUGCCCAAGCCGCCUUUCUCCCCGACGCUUUGCCCCAGCCCUCCGGGGCUUUGCUACGGUAGAUAGGGAGGCCGACCCGGGCGCCUCCAUCCUGGGCUGCGGGUCCGCCGACUCUGCACGUGCGGGCACAAAGAGAUGAACCAUGACCAUAGUUGACAAGACGACCGAGUCCUCCAAGGCCUCUGCUUCUGAGAAGCAACCUUUCAACUCUCUGGCACCAGCUUCCGGUGACAUGGACUCGGGGUCUACAGGAUGGGUCGCCGUCUCUUCUUCGUUAGAGGCUCCGAAACACAAGAUCUCGUUGGAGCCCGUGCCAGGAGCCGCGGUGUAUUCCAGUACAUCGGGACCAGAUAAAUGCAAGCCUUCCGCCAAAGAGCUGGUUAUUGGCGAUGGGAUUGCGGCGCCUCAGAAGGUCCUUUUCCCCUCAGAGAAGAUUUGCUUAAAAUGGCAAAAGAUGCAUCGGGUUGGAGCUGGUCUCCAAAACCUCGGCAACACCUGUUUCCUAAACUCUGCUCUGCAGUGUCUGACAUACACCCCUCCACUCGCCAACUACAUGCUCUCCUACGAACACUCCAAAACCUGUCACGAACAAGGAUUUUGCAUGAUGUGCACCAUGCAAGGUCACAUCAACCAAGCUUUGUCCAAUUCCGGCACCGUCAUCAAGCCGAUGUCUGUCAUAAACGAACUUAGACGAAUAGCAAAACACUUCCGUUUCGGUAACCAGGAAGAUGCCCACGAAUUCCUAAGGUACACGGUCGACGCUAUGCAGAAAGCAUGUUUGAACGGUAGCAACAAAUUGGACAGACAUACCCAAGCCACCACUUUUAUUCAUCAGAUAUUCGGAGGAUAUCUCAGAUCUAGAGUAAAAUGCAUGAAUUGCAAAGGUGUUUCCGAUACAUUUGAUCCCUAUCUGGAUAUUACAUUGGAAAUAAAGUCAGCUCAAAGUGUCAACAAAGCUCUGGAACAGUUUGUCAAGCCUGAACAGCUCGAUGGAGAAAAUGCAUAUAAAUGUAGCAAGUGUAAAAAAAUGGUUCCUGCAUCCAAGCGGUUUACGAUACACCGGGCUUCGAAUGUCCUCACCUUAUCCCUCAAACGGUUUGCAAAUUUCAGUGGUGGCAAAAUCACAAAGGAAGUGAAAUACCCAGAAUAUUUAGAUAUACGACCAUAUAUGUCCCAACCCAAUGGAGAACCAAUCAUUUACGCACUUUAUGCGGUGUUAGUCCAUACGGGCUUCAGCUGUCACGCUGGACAUUAUUACUGCUACAUAAAGGCCAGUAACGGGCAGUGGUACCAGAUGAACGACUCCACUGUUUCAAACAGCGACAUCAGGACUGUAUUAAAUCAACAAGCCUACGUGCUGUUUUACAUCAGGACCCAUGACUUGAAAAACGGUGCCGAACACAUUCAUUCGAUCCACACGCCCGGGCAGUCUUCUCCCCGACCGGUUAUCAAUCAACGGGUGAUCGGUAAUAAACAAAGUAAUCCUGGAUUUAUCGGACCUCAGCUCCCUCCGCACAUGGUAAAGAAUUCGAAUCAUUUGAACGGAAACGGAUCCCUGAAGGAAACGCCCAGCAGUACGGUGGCCAUUUCUAGUAACGCUUCCCUCGUCAAAUCUCCGUCGGCGCCUUCCUUGUCCAUCUCCAAGUGGACCAUGAACCGGUCGGCCGCGGCCGCCACCCCGGAUUCCUCCAAGAAGCCAAAACUCACCCUCAGUAUUCACAAUAACAAGCUGCCUGCUCGCCAAAGCGUGUCUCACACCAGCUGUACCUUGGAGAGCCUCAACAAACCCGCCCCGUCCGCCACCAUUUCAAACCCUUCCGCAGUGCAAUCUACCUCAAGCACUUCCUCCACCGUCUCCUCGGCUGCUAACCAAGUCUCCAAACCGACCGCCCCCGGCAAAUCCGGUUCCAAGCUGAUCAUGAACGGCAAAGCCAAACACAGUCCAAGCAUCUUGGUCCCUUACGGAGCGGAAUCUUCCGAAGAAUCGGACGAGGAAUCUAAAGGCCUGUUGAAAGAGAACGGCCACGUCAAAGUCUCCAACGGCAUUUUAUUAGAAGAGACGGCGGGCGGGCUGGAGAACUCGUGCGCGUCCUGUCACAAGCCGGAAAAGGAAAGUUGCCAGCCCGAGUUACCCCAAAACAUAACCGUCAUGGUCUCCAUUAGCUUAAACGAUGCCCCGAAGCAGAACGGACAAAUCGGCAACGAUCUUCCCACCUCCCAAGGGAAGCCUGUGAAAUUGGCAAAUCACCCGUUUUCCAAAACCAACGGGUUGCCCGGAAAAGGUUCUCCAAAAGCGUUGUCCUCAGUCCCUGAAGAGGACGUCUCAGAUUCCUUCAGAUACAAGCAGUCGAAAACCUUGCCGGGGGACUCCAGCAGCGCUCCUGAACCAGAAAAACCAACAGCUGAGGACGCUUCUGAAAAGGCCGCUGCUGCCCUUCCCAACAGUAUCCCAAGCCCCGUAAUACUUUUGGACCUCGACGUCACUUCAAACAUGAAGGACCCUGGUGAAAGGAUUGUCCAGACAGAAAACAGACCGCUUGAGAACGACCGGCAGCAGGGUUCCCCAAAAACAGAUGAAGCUGCCUCCCCUGGAGAAGGAGAUGGUCAAGUCCUUCCUGAAAAGGCAGGUGUACCCAAAGACGAGAAAGCCGCUUCAGAGAAGAACCCCGAGCCUGCUGAAGGACAGGCAGGAUCGCCAGAAAAAGACGCCCAGAGCCCCCAGAUGAGGUUGGACGGUGAACUUAGGCCCCAAAAGCUAAAAACUCCCCUAAAGGCACCCGAGACGGGUCCAGAAAGGCAGGGCAGCCCUCCGAGCAGUAAGGACUCCCCGUGCGCCGAGAAUUCUCCCCUUCCCCAACCCAAAACUCUUGCCGAGAGCCAGUGUUCAAAGACGGAAAGCAAACCAGCAGACGGCAGCGAGCCGGUUCGAAGAAGCCUCGAAAAGCCGUGCCCGAGAUCCUCCCCGAAGGAGAAAGCCCACAAUUACAAAAAAACCGACCAAGAAUAUUAUCGUCCUAAAAGGAAGCGUUCGGAAACCGAGGAAGAGGAGGAGGAGGAGGAGGAGGUAGACGGAGCAGGUGGGCGUAGCCAGCCCGAUGGACACUGCAGCAAACAAAGGUGCGCUUACAGUAGGGAGCGGGGAAAGCAGCAGGAGCAGCCCCGACGGGAAUACCACGGCACCGGCUACUACAGGUUCCCGGGCAGUCCCGAUCCCGCCAGGAGUUUGGGGAAGUACCCUCCCUACAGAUCCCGCAGCCGGGGCCAAACGGACUCUGAACGGAGCAGGCCCAGUUACGGGAAAGGAGGAGAGAGGUCGUGGAGCAGGGAGCGGUACUACCAGGAAACGCCGAGGAGGUGGGACGUGUGCCGGUCGUACAGUUACUACUACUCGGCUUCCCACGUGCCCCGGCAUAACCAGGAGAGGAAGCCGACUCAUUCCGAGAGAGACUAUAGCAAAUCAAGUCAUGUUUACAGUAGCCCCUAUAAUAAGUACAAUUACUACAAAAGCCGUUUGAGCCACAACCUCGAUCGGAAAAGGCAUUUCUCCCCAAGCCCCGAGGCCGGCGACUGCGUCCCCGAAAAGAAACACCCCAAAAUCUUGCCAGACCCUUCCCCCGACGAACAAAAGGGACGGAAACGGAAGAAGUCGAAGAAGAAGAAGAAGUUAAAAGAUAAACACAAGGAGAAAGAGUCCAGCCCUAGUUCCUUACCUGCCAUGUGGGUAGCACAGCAGUCUCCGCCCCCUACUUUCUGGGGUGGCCGAAAGAGUGACUCAGUGAAUGACUCAGUUAAUGACCCCAUGAAUGAAUCAAAGCCACAGGAAUGUGCUCUUCAGUCAAGUCCCAAAGACAGCCGGCAUCGCCAGGAUUCCGACCCAUCCCUCUCCAACUCCGAGCCCGAGACCCACAAACACAAACACAAGAAGAAGAAGAAGAAGAAGAAGAAGCGAGCCAGGAAAUCAGAAGAAGGCGACGAGGCCACCGCCCCUUCCCUCCCCAAGCCCACCGCCCCGCAGAUCAAGGAUUCCAAAAACUGGGAGGCGCCCAAAUCUUCUUCGGAGGCUUGUCGGAAACACAGCCCAACGUCCUGCAAGGAAAGCCCUUCCGCUGUUUGGCGGAAAGCGAAAUCCCUCGAAAGGAGCAACAGGGAUGGCUUCCAUCCACAGAAAGAUCACAACAGUGAUCCGGAAUGUCCGUUGGAAGUCCAGCUUAUAGUGUAUUUAUAAACCGGGAAAAAAGAAAAAAAACCCUUACAAACUCUUUAAUAUUCAUAAUUGGUGCUUCAGAAAAAAAAUACUGUACAGGAUUUUAUCAUUGAAGAAAGCCCCGUCUCUCCUUUUUUCAUUUUUUCUUUUUAGUUUUUACCUUGAGCCUUUCUUCUUUUUUAAAAAAAAAAACAAAAAAACAAAAAAAAAAGAAACAAAAAACCAGAAUUCUCCGCGAUUCUCCCAAACACGACAAGAGGAUGGACAACCUUCUACAGCUGCUGAACAAUUGCAACCUCCUCCUGAUAAUCCGCGUCACCGUGAGAGAUAACGCCCCUGGAUCCGAACAUCUCAAAAUGCUGCUGCUUCGUUCCACCACUCAGGUUGAAUGUGUUUAUAUAUAUAUAUAUACAUAUAUAUACAUAUGUUCCACGUGAUGUUCGCUCCCGAGUCGGAACCUUGUUUUGCCGCGCCGGGGGGGAGGGGCCGAGGAACCUUCCCCGAAUUUAAGCAAGCCUGCAACUGAUAAAAGUGUCUAUUUAAUUUAAUUAUUUAAAACAUUUCACAGGCAACUUGGAUGUUUGCAAGAGAGAGAGAAAGAGAGAAAAAAGAGAGCGCGCCUCGAGGUUUUUUUUUUCCCCCCUCUUCCGAUGUCUGCUACUAGAAACUCCACGUCAUUUUUCCUUCCGUUGGGAUUCCCGUCUUUGGACUGUUGUGCAAAGUGCGUGACGUUCAGACGCUUGGCCGUGGGUUUGUUUUUUUUCUUUUUCUUUUCUUUUUGAAUGUAUCGCGGGACACGUCCGAAGAUCGCUUCGACACCGUCUGGCCUGUCCUUCACGGCUUAACCUGAAAUUCCUUUCCGAGACCGACGACAGGCGAUGUGCAGAGGGUUUGAGCCAGCCCGUGCAUUGUUGCGAAAGGCUUCCGCGUCCGUUUCCCCCACUCGAGUGUCUCCUUCCGUGGGUGUUUCCCUUCACCCAACCUUUGCAGGAUACGCCUUUUGUAACCGUCGCCUGCGAAAGCGACUCCCGUCGUAUUUCUGGCCCUUCCUUCUUCUUUUUCCCUGCUUUUUCUUCCCAUCCUCUGCCUGGUCCUUGGGCAUCUCUUCCCUGCCCCGCAGAGUUUUAUUUUAUUGCUCAGGUUGUCCUGCCAUAUCUGGACUUCUAGCCUGAGCCAGAAGUAAGCGAGGAGAGCAGGUGCCAGGAUCUCUAGUAUCCGCCUGGAGAGGAGCCGUUUUUAAUUUUAAUUUUUUUUAAAAAAUCCGCUUAAGUUUUUUUAUUGCGUUAAUUUUUAAUGUAGCGAUGUACGUCCUCGACCGAUCUCGGCUGUCUGAUUCUUGUUUCCUUCUCCAAGUUUCUAGUUACAGACAACGUUCAUACUGUGAUUUCUUUUUUUCUUUCUUUCUUUUUUUUUUUUUAAUUUUUAUUAUUAUUUUUUUAAAUGAUGAAAUGCUAUCAAACUGUGAUACACUUAAUUCACUGGUCCUGCAUCAGGAGACAAGAGUGGGGAAAACUGUAUUAAAUACAGUUCAUCUGAAUAAUCUGUCUGAUUUAUACAAGCCGCGUUGUUCAGAGAUGUCUAUAAAGUUUGAUCUUUGUUUUUUUAAAGAUAAAAAAAAAAGCACUUACCCCACUUGUAAAUAUAUGGCAUGUAAAAUUUAUAUAGUAUAUAAAUCCGAGAAAUCAAAUCAAACGAC